Molecule: messenger RNA, 750 nt
Organism: Colletotrichum godetiae
Lineage: Eukaryota; Fungi; Ascomycota; Sordariomycetes; Glomerellales; Glomerellaceae
Exons: 1
Coding region: 1-750 (249 amino acids)
Source: RefSeq, a predicted model, not a curated record
AUGUCUGAUUCUCCAUGCCCAAGUGCUCAACGGGAGAAAUCACCAUGUCUCGCGAGCUCACUGGAUCUUUGGAUGCCGCACUACCUCCACGUCUUCCACCAAUCCCGACUUCCACGUCAACAUCACCUCCGCCUCACCAACCCCCUCUCGGUAAUCGAUCGGGGCACACCCCGGCUCACCCCCUCUUCCGACGACCCCUCACCGCAGGUUGAGGUCCACAUCCAGCACCACGGCACGGCAAGUCAAGACAGCCUAAAGAACAGGCCAAGGCCAGGAACACAGUGCAGUGCCGGGCUCCCGCAGAGCCUUGCUGCUCCCCGUCCCCGCCGCCGUGUGCCCAGCACCGCUGAAAAUCGACCGAUACCAUCCAUUCUCAGAUGCAUAACCACGCAGAAUUGCCGUCUGCUCCUGAGCCCAAACAUCUCACUAAACAAGCCCGACAAGUCCAACAUUCCACACAUUUCGCUCCUCACCAGCAAUCAUUGGCCAUAUCGGCCGUGGUACCUGAUCGGCAGAAGCCACACUGCAUUCGAGACAGGUCCUCCAGCUUCUAGGGAAAUCUCCUCCAAGCGGCUGGCUGCGCAAGCCUUCUGUCUCAGCACAAGACAGGCCGGUGGUCGCAUUCAAUCCAGCACUCUACGCUCGGUUUCUCAAUCAUCAAAUAUUCUGCUCUUUACGACGUCUUACAGGCCAGGCCCCUCGUCAUUGCCUCGUCGAAUCACAUAUUUGGUUGCUCCGAGUACAGGAUAG